This is a messenger RNA of Penicillium cataractarum, 1389 nucleotides long. RefSeq lists its product as uncharacterized. The transcript has 5 exons. Gene Ontology annotation, biological process: amino acid transmembrane transport. Lineage: Eukaryota; Fungi; Ascomycota; Eurotiomycetes; Eurotiales; Aspergillaceae. The record is from RefSeq and is a predicted model, not a curated record. Gene Ontology annotation, cellular component: vacuolar membrane. The coding region runs from base 1 to 1389 and encodes 462 amino acids. Gene Ontology annotation, molecular function: amino acid transmembrane transporter activity.
AUGACAGUGUCAGAGUUACCUCCUACGAAGGAUGAGAUUGAUCCCAAAAACUCGCCUAACGAACUGACUCAUGAUGUUGUGUUCGGCGAGAUCACUGAAGACGGACCUAAUUACCGCAAUGUGGGGUUUGUGGGCACUAUCAUCCUCAUGAUGAAAACCCAGAUUGGCCUGGGAGUACUCUCAAUACCUACUGCCUUGGACACCCUGGGGAUUGUACCCGGUGUCAUCUGUCUAUGUGUCAUUGCGUGUAUUUGUACGUGGUCCAACUACAUUAUUGGUACUUUCAAGUUGAAUCACCGUGAGGUAUAUGGCAUCGAUGAUGCCGGUGCUCUGAUGUUUGGCCCAACUGGUCGAGGGGUCCUCUCAGUAGCAUUUUGUCUCUACUGGGUGUUUGUUAGCGGCUCUGGAAUCCUCGGUGUCUCUAUCGGGUUCAACGCCGUCUCAAGCCAUGGUGCAUGCACUGCCGUGUUCUCUGCCGUUGCCGCCAUUCUAGGAUUCACUCUUAGCAGUGUGCGUACACUCGGUCGAAUCACUUGGCUUGCAUGGGUUGGCCUCCCUUGCAUCCUAACUGCAGUCAUGAUUGUGACUGUUGCCGUGGGCAUACAAGACCGUCCCGCUGCAGCACCGAAGGCCGAUGAGCCCUGGGUCUCUGAUUAUAAGAUAAUCGGUCAUCCAUCCUUCACGGAGGCGAUAACUGCAGUCUGCAGUCUUGUAUUUGCAUUUUCUGGAACUCCAGGGUUCUUCGCUAUUGUUUCUGAGAUGCGCGACCCUCGAAAAUACACACCAGCCCUACUAGUCUGUCAGGCCGGCGUCACAGCAAUAUACAUAGUAAUUGGCUGUGUUGUCUACUAUUAUUGCGGUUCUUAUGUCUCUUCUCCAGCACUCGGAUCGGCUGGAGGUGACGUGAAGAAAAUUUGCUAUGGCUUCGCACUGCCAGGAUUGAUUGUUACUACAACAAUCUGCUCACAUAUCCCGGCAAAGUACAUCUUUGUUCACAUCCUGCGCGGCUCAAGGCAUCUGAAUAGCAAUAGCGUCACCCACUGGGUCACUUGGCUCAGCUGUACUUCAGGUAUUGCUAUAGUCGCUUAUCUCAUCGCGAGCUCUGUCCCUGUAUUUGACUCGUUGGUUUCUCUCAUUGGUGCUUUGCUGGGAACCCUUAUGUGUUUUCAGCCAAUGGGUUGUAUGUGGCUAUAUGAUAACUGGGCUAAAGGUAGGAAAAGUUCGAGGUACUGGAUUCCCAUGGUUUGUUGGAGUGUUUUUGUGGUACUCAUAGGGUGCUUUAUUACUGUUGCAGGCACUUAUGGGUCUAUUGUUGGGAUCAUAGAUUCAUAUAGAGAGUCUGGGGGAUCAGCGGCAUUCUCUUGCGCCGACAACUCAAACUCCACCUGA